ACUUACACCUACAGUUUUAGUUCACCUGCACACACCACAGAGAAGGCACGGUAACUUACUGGAAAAUAUAUUUUGUCGAGCGAAAUACUAAUAGUAGAAACAUCGGGGGCACAUUUUUGACAGUAUCAACCCCAAAAUAUCUGCGAUGUCUUGGACGUACAUGUUAUCAUAUACAUCUAUCUUAAGUGCAGUUAUGUUCGGAGUCCGACCGCAAAUUGUGUCUCUGGAUUAUAUUCCUGAGAUUCUCCCCUAUGAGGCAAGCGGCAGGGUAACCAGCACUACCAUUGUGCUGGGCCAGCCUCUGUGCUACUUCAACACACUGACCCAGCUCAAAUGCAGUCAAAGCACCUGUCAAGUAUGGGCUGCCAUCGCCUCUGGACCAGGCAUCAACAACUUUGACAUUGACAAGCUGGUAGCAGUACAGAUCGUCAGUGCCUCUCCAUACCCUAUUGCCUUCAGCAGCCAGACUAAUAGAAUGUACUUUGUCACCAAAUUGGGUCGCCCUAAGGACUUCCCCUGUGCCCAGUUGCCUGGCAUCAAGUACUUCAGAGUAGGUGCGGAGGGCAACUGCACCAACACCAACUGCAAUGGGAUCCUACCUCCGGGUUCCACUGUCAGGGUGAAGUACAUCCUCAUUGAUCCAGUCUCCAGAGGAGUGGUCUCAGAGUCUAAAUGGUCAUAUCCCAUUUUUCUAACAUCAACGAGGUCCUGGUCCUCCAUAGAUGAGUGGACAGGGAAGCGCUCUGGGGGAAUGGUGGUCAUCACAGUGAUCUCUUCCUGUCUGCUGGCUGUCCUGCUACUGCUGCUGGGAGCUGUGCUCCUACUGGAUGGUUUGGGAUCAUUCCGUGGAGGCCAUGACAUCACCACUGGACCUGGGAUACUGGGACAAUACUCAUACUAACUUCCUCCACUCUCAGUACAGCACUCCUCAAGACAUUUCUGUGACCAUUGAUGUGGACACUUCACUGUGCAUCUAGCAGAGACCUAGGAUGGAAAGAUACAUAUGGUUAAACCUUAUGUUAAUGUUCUGAUGCCAUUUCUACAUGAACAUUGCCUUGCAAAAGUUUUCAGACCCCUUGGAUUUUUUCACAUAAUUUCUGUGUUACAAAGUGGGAUUAAAAUAUAUGUAAUUGUCA
Oncorhynchus nerka (sockeye salmon) is the source of this 1136-nucleotide messenger RNA. Its product is annotated as uroplakin-3b-like. Gene Ontology annotation, cellular component: membrane. The coding region runs from base 146 to 901 and encodes 251 amino acids. The transcript has 6 exons. NCBI's taxonomy places the organism in Eukaryota, Metazoa, Chordata, Actinopteri, Salmoniformes, Salmonidae. The record is from RefSeq and is a predicted model, not a curated record.